UCGUGACGCCACCGGUCUGUGUGUAGUGGCAAGACAGCCAUUUUCGGUGUACAUGUGAAUCGCCAUACGGGGUGCUGCGCGAACACAAAGUAACGACGUGAUCAAAAGUACGAUGGCGUCGAGAUUCUUUGGAGCGGGCUCCGCGUCUUCGGAGGGAGAUUCGUCCAGUGAUGAGGAAGAGCAACAGCAGCAGCAGCAGCAACAGCAGCGCGCUCCCGUCGUUGGUCGUACAUUCCAACUCAGCGAUGAGGAGGAAGAUACGAAACGAGUAGUCCGUAGUGCAAAAGAUAAAAGGUUUGAGGAGAUGGAAACAAUCAUUAAACAUGUAAGGAACCACAAGAAAAUCAAAGACAUGACAAAGUUGUUGGAAAGUUUCGAGACGCUCACAAAGGCGUACAAGAAAGCCAGCAGUGUGAUCGACAAGGAGGGCAUACCGAGGUUUUACAUCAAAUGCCUGACAGAACUGGAGGAGUUUAUCAAUGAGUGCUGGGAGGAUCGAGACGGUCGCAAGGCGAUGAGCAAGAACAACUCUAAGAGCCUCAGCUCGAUGCGGCAGCGCGUUCGCAAGUACAACAGGGACUUUGAGGAGGCGAUCACUGCAUACAAGGAGAUGCGAGAUGAAGUCGUUUGCGUGAUUCAGGAUUCCUCGGAUGACGAUUCCUGGGGUUCCAGCGAAGCAUCGUCAUCUUCUCUGUCGUCCGACGAUGAGGCCUACGCUGGAAAUAUGGCGGCCAAGUUUCUGAAAAAAACUGGGGCUGACGCUGAACGUGAACAGGAAAAGAAGGAUAGGAGGAGGAGAGAAAAGAAAGAGAGAGCAAUGCGAGAAGAAGAGGAUGACCAAGAAAACGAAGGAGGAUGGACAAUGGUGAAGCAAGGAGCUCCCCUGGUCAAGGAGCGGCCGAAGAUGUUCGCGAAGGACGCCGAGGUGACGGUGGAGAACGUCAUCAAGAAGCUGCACGAGAUCCUGGCGGCGCGAGGAAAGAAGGGCACGGACCGGAUGGAGCAGAUCGAGCUGCUCGUCGAACUCAUGAACAUCGCGGAGGCUCACAACCUCGGCUUCGGCGUCAAGACGAAGAUCCUGUUCAACGUGACGAUGUCGGUGUACGACUACAACCCGAACGUCGUCUCGUGCAUGAAGCCAGACAUGUGGCAGAAGUUGCUCGAUCUGAUCCAAGAGUUUCUUCAGCUGCUGUCGGACAACCCGAAAAUGACCAUCAAUGAGAACAUAUCCGAUGAUUCAGAAGAGUUCACGAGUGACGAGGGAGAGUACCGCAUCCGCGGCUGCAUCAUCAGCAUGGUCGAGCGCAUGGACGAGGAGUUCACGAAGAUGCUGCAGGCCUGCGACGCCCACAGCACCGAAUACGUCGACAGGCUGAAGGACGAGAAGGUUGUUUGCACCAUCAUACGGAAGCUGCACACGUACAUGGAGGGCAGGAGCUCAGCGCCGGACAUGUGUCGCGUCUACAUGGUCCGCGUCAACCACAUGUACUACAAGUUUGACUACUCGACCAUCAGGAAGGUGACGAUGCAAGCACAGCGAAGAGUCAAGCGAAGAAGGCGACAGAACAGACCGGCGAGCAGAAGAAGUACCAAGGAGGAGCCGAAAAAGGAGGAGCCGAAAAAGGAGGAGCCGAAAAAGGAGGAGCCGAAAAAGGAGGAGCCGAAAAAGGAGGAGCCGAAAAUGGAGGAGCCGAAAAAGGAGGAGCCGAAAAAGGAGGAGCUGACAAAGGAAGAACCGACGACGAAGGAAGAACCGACGACGAAGGAAGACGCGACGAACGAGGAGCAGGCGAAGGAGGAAGCCAAGCCGGCGGAGGAGAAUGACGUGGAUAGCGGAGAAGAGAGCAAGAUCGCGGAGGACACCGAGCAGGAGGAGGUUCUGCAGGAUCCUUCCGCACUGAUGGACGAACUCUGCAAGUUCAUCUACGCUAAGGACGUCACCGACCGGAUAACAGAAGCGCGCCAUCUUGUGCCCACCAUCUACGCACGCGAUGCAAUGCACGACCGCGUGGUUCGAGGCGGCGAGACGCCUCAUGGCUCAUGUCGGCCACGCUGCAGGACAACCAUACCAGCACUCGGACGGUUUAGUUGUUGGAUUUUCCAUUCCAUCCCGAUCCAGGUAGAGCGCGGUGGCAGGACACCAUAUCAGCCCUCGGAAUCGCCGAUCCAGGUAAGAGCGCAGUGCAGGACACCAAUACAGCACUCGGACAUCCCGAUCCAGAUUCUCUACAACAGGACAAAAAAGUGAAAGAUGGUGCAGCUAGGACUGUGCGCGUUCCGCCACGGCAGCAUCCGCGAUGCCCACAACUGCCUGCUGGACAUCCAGAGCGGUGGCCGAGCGAAGGAGCUGCUCGCACAGGGCCUGCUGAUGCAGAGGCAGCAGGAGCGCAGGCCGGAGCAGGAGAAGAUUGAGAAGCAGCGGCAGAUGCCGUUCCACCAGCACAUCAACCUAGAGCUGCUGGAGUGCGUCUACCUGGUGUCGGCCAUGUUGCUGGAAAUUCCCUACAUGGCAGCUCACGAAUUCGAUCCGAGGAGAAGGAUGAUUAGCAAAAGUUUUCAUCAUCAGUUAAAAAUAGCAGACAGACAAACCCUUACUGGCCCACCGGAGUCAAUGCGCGAGCACGUAGUGGCGGCGUCGAAGGCAAUGAAAGUUGGUGACUGGCUACGCUGUAAGAACUUCAUUCUAAGCGAGAAAAUGGACACAAAGGUGUGGAAUCUGUUUCCUGAGAAGGAUAAGGUGCGCGAGAUGAUCCAGCACAAGAUCCAGGAGGAGUCGCUUCGCACGUACCUGUUCACGUACAGCAGCGUCUACAACUCGCUGAGCCUCGCCACGCUUGCUGAGCAGUUCCAGAUGGAGCGCAGCCUCGUGCACAGCAUCAUCAGCAAGAUGAUCAUCAACGAGGAGCUGAUGGGAGAAGACAGGGGGGAUACGGAGGACGAGGUGGCCACGAUCGCGGCCACGAUCGCGACUACAGCCGACGCAACUGAACCGGCUAACAUCGUAGCGACGGCCGUCAGGGGGCGCCGGCGAUCCUCGCGCGACGUCUCGGUCACGAUCGGCGAAUUUGACAAAUUAACUGCGACGAUUCAAAUAGGUGCUUGUAACUUGAGUCGGUCCAUCGCCGCCUUCUCUGAGGUGUCUGGUAGUGUGAGAUGGAGUUUGAAAGCUGCUUUUUAUCAGCUGAAGAUCUGA
Priapulus caudatus is the source of this 3193-nucleotide messenger RNA. RefSeq names its product eukaryotic translation initiation factor 3 subunit C-like. Lineage: Eukaryota; Metazoa; Priapulida; Priapulimorpha; Priapulimorphida; Priapulidae. Gene Ontology annotation, biological process: translational initiation. The transcript has 24 exons. The record is from RefSeq and is a predicted model, not a curated record. Gene Ontology annotation, molecular function: translation initiation factor binding; translation initiation factor activity; RNA binding. Gene Ontology annotation, cellular component: eukaryotic translation initiation factor 3 complex.